ACGCGCAGGAGUGUCUAUGGAGCAGUGAGGGCAGGCGGGAGACGGAGCAACCGAACCUGGCGCGGACUGUAGCAAGAGACGCGGGGUGAGAGAGGGUAACCUGCCUGUGACGUCGCUGUGGUGUGUCUGAGCUGCGGUUCCCGGGACGUGCUUGUCCGAUCCGUGCUCCAUUCGAGCCUGUAAGGAGGACGCGCACAUACUCAGGGAGGCGAGGGAAGCCCAUUGGUCUCCCUACCGACGCCAGCGACAGGCUGAGUCACUGUCGAGGAGUGGGAAGAUCUAGUGAGAGAGAGGGAGACAACAUCACGGAGACAGCGGAAGGAGGGGAAAACCGCUACACAACGCCUUUGAGAGCGAAGCAAGAGAGAGAGGCAGCCAGCGAGAACGACGGAAAGAGAGAGACAGAGCGCAGCAGUGAGGGAGGGAGAGAGACGCUGAGGCUGGGAGAGCUGACCCCCCUCCCCUCUCCUCUCCUCUCCUCCUUCCCCCCCCCUCACUCCUUCAGGAGCUGGUGUGUAGGAGCGGCGAGUACAGUGUGACUGAGGCAACAUGAGCGAUGUCACCAUCGUUAAGGAAGGCUGGGUCCAGAAGAGAGGUGAAUAUAUUAAGAAUUGGAGACCUCGCUACUUCCUGCUAAAAACCGAUGGGUCCUUUAUCGGAUACAAGGAGAAGCCACAGGAUGCAGAUCUUCCCUACCCUCUCAAUAACUUCUCUGUUGCAAAAUGCCAGCUGAUGAAAACUGAACGACCAAAGCCGAACACUUUUAUUAUUAGAUGUCUACAGUGGACUACAGUCAUAGAGAGGACCUUCCACGUGGACACACUAGAAGAGAGGGAUGAGUGGGCAGAGGCGAUCCAGAUGGUGGCAGAUAAACUCCAAAGACAGGAAGAGGAACGUAUCCAGUGUAGUCCCACCUCACAGAUAGACAACAUGGGAGAGGAGGAGAUGGACACAUCUAUCAGCCAUCACAAACGCAAGACAAUGAAUGACUUUGACUACUUAAAAUUAUUGGGAAAAGGCACUUUUGGAAAAGUCAUUCUCGUAAGGGAGAAGGCCAGCGGGAAAUAUUAUGCAAUGAAAAUUUUAAAGAAAGAGGUUAUUAUAGCAAAGGACGAAGUGGCCCACACGCUUACAGAAAGCAGAGUACUAAAAAACACGAGGCAUCCUUUUUUAACUUCUUUGAAGUACUCGUUCCAAACAAAAGACCGCCUAUGCUUCGUGAUGGAGUAUGUCAAUGGAGGAGAGCUGUUUUUCCAUUUGUCGAGAGAACGGGUGUUCUCCGAGGACCGCACGCGCUUCUACGGCGCCGAGAUCGUUUCCGCCCUCGACUACCUGCACUCUGCCAAGAUUGUGUACCGGGAUCUGAAGUUGGAGAACUUAAUGCUUGAUAAAGAUGGACACAUCAAAAUUACAGACUUUGGCGUCUGUUCCACUGCCCUCACUGAUGAAUGUUUUCAAAUGUGUGUUUGUUCUCAGGUGCUGGAGGACAAUGAUUACGGCCGUGCGGUGGACUGGUGGGGUCUCGGUGUGGUCAUGUAUGAGAUGAUGUGUGGCCGACUGCCUUUCUACAAUCAGGACCAUGAGAAGCUCUUUGAGCUCAUCCUAAUGGAGGACAUCAAGUUCCCCCGGACCCUCUCUACUGAUGCCAAGUCCCUACUGUCAGGCCUGCUCAUCAAAGAUCCCAAUAAGAGACUUGGUGGAGGUCCGGAUGAUGCUAAGGAAAUUAUGCGACAUAGUUUCUUUGCUGGAAUUGACUGGCAGGAUGUCUAUGAUAAAAAGCUGAUGCCUCCCUUCAAGCCUCAGGUGUCAUCAGAGACAGAUACCAGAUAUUUCGAUGAAGAGUUCACAGCUCAGACGAUUACAAUAACCCCUCCUGAAAAAUUUGAUGAAGAUGGGAUGGACUGCAUGGACAACGAGCGACGGCCACACUUCCCCCAGUUCUCCUACUCCGCCAGCGGGAGAGAGUGAGCGCCACGCAGCCGACACUGCCUCAUCCUCAUCAAGGUUCCCACUGGAACAAAUUUUGGUCAGGCCCGGCCCUUUUGACCCUCCAUCGUCCAUCUUGGUUCUUUAAUUUGUUUAGCUAGACCAAGGGAAACUUCUGAUUUAGGGUGACGGGAAUUUGCACGUCGGGUCGAACCGAGGUCCAGCCCGCUCAAACAUCUUUACAGCUCCAGCCCAAAGGUUGGGUCAUGAUGGGAGAACUUUUGCUGUUUGUUAGGAGUCUUUAUUGUGUUUCUCUCUUUGAUUUGAGACAUUGCUCCACAUUCCUGAUUCAUUGGGAACUAGUAUCAAGGUGUUUGACACAUCCAUUUAGUUCAGAAAAAUACAUACAACUGCAUGGCUAGAGAUUCACAUGGGUUUUGCAAUUCCAGGUACAUGUGAUAUAACUACUCAAAACCGCUCCAGUCUCAGCUGCUUCUGUUGUUACUGUUUUUAAGGUUCACCUUCUGUUAUAUAAAGUCAAAACUGCCAUAAAUGGUUUACUCAGGCUUCACAGAGGACAUCUGUGUUCAGGACUAGCUUUACCCCUCACUGUUCCGUAACUCAGUAUUCCUCCGUACAAAGCCCUGUGGACCUGAGCUAUGCAGCGCUAAACCCUCUCUAAAACUGCCCGUUAGAAAUGCUCACUCAAAUGUAUUCACCAAAGGCUUUAUUUCUUACAUAUCAUCCCCUAAAAGCAUUGUCCCAGUGUUUGAUGGAAAAAAUGGCACGUUUGACUGAUGUGGAAUGUUUUAUGCACCGAUACACAGCUGUGACGUACAGUUGAUGAUCAGACUAAAUUCCCCCAAAGCCCAAACUGUUUUAAGAGCAGUUGUGAGAAAGCCUUUCAACUCAAUGCUCAAUAGUGCAAUCAGUGUAACAACGACAACAACAAAGCCAGCAUUAAUGGAAAGAACGACAGGAAGCACUAUUUUUUGUUUUAUAAGAAAAUAAGUAAUUAAAAAAGAAAAUGUAUUUAAGCAAAGUUAAUUUAUUUUUGUCUUUUUGUUUGUUUGUCCUUGCGUUUAUUAAGAGUGCUUUCUGAGUCUCCUUUUUUGAAUGAAAUAAAUGCACCUAAAAAGGCUUACGAAUGUAGAUGGGUCACUGCAAAGGCCUUCAUUUGUUUUUUAAUUGUUUUCCCUGAACCGUUUUCUCUUCACACCAGUGUAGUGUUGUUCUGUUUUAUUUCCCCACAUGAGUUUGACUGUCCUCUUGAACAUUGUGAGCAGUCUGAGUGAUGUUGAAAUGUGUUGCUCGUCUUUCCACCAAUGAAAGGGCUGUAAAAGACCAUACUGAUUCAUUCAGAUGGGUUACUGUAUGUUACAGUCUGUAACAGAGCAGGACACGCACUCCAUUGUGCUUUGCUUGACCUUUUAAUGAGCAUUUAAACAUGACACUGCACAUUCUCGUUGUUUCGAGGCAGGACUGUGAACAAGGAAUAAUUUUGCAUGAAUGCAGAUAUUGAUAAGUCAGAUGCUAUUUUCAAACAGUUUUGAGUGCUAAUGUGCUUCGCUACAUCUAAUAUCAUGUUCACUUUCCUUCCCGAAAUACAGUAGUCCACAAAUCAAAUCCAUCCAUCACAGACUCGUACGCCAAUCAGAUAUUAGCAUAAAAAUCCUUGUAUAUAUGAUUUAUGAGCAUAAAAUGUUUUGGUUGCAGACCAGUUAUGAUUUACUUGGAUGAAGCUUGUUAAGAUAGUUGAAAAAACCUGGUGAGUGAUGAAUGAGUUGAGAUGGGCCGUGUUCUUUAAAUGGUAUCAGAGAGAAAUAUCUGGAUUAUUGAGUAAUAAUUUGAUAUAUGCAGUACAUUUCCUGAUAGUGUUUGGCAAUAAAACCUGCUGUCUGUGUGGUGUUUGUUUUGUGUGAGUGUAAAGAUGGCUCUUGUGCAUGUUGCUGUUGCGUUUACUGUGUCAGUUUAAUUUGGGCAGGAAUGGCAAAAUCUUUCAUUUCUAUCUGGUUUGGCACUUUUUGGGGAAAUUUGGCCAAGUGCAGCCCAGGUAUGAGGUUGGGGUGAGAAUAUUCAUAUUGAAGUGGGACAUUAGUGAAGAGGGAAGUGAUACACGAGGAAGGAGUGAGUUUGGGUGGUGUGUAUAUGAAAUGUGACGUAGAACAAGGUCUGUUGGAGUUGGGCGUCUGAACUGAGGUUUCUUGCAUGUUUGUUAAGGACUGGCAUGGAUUUGAUGACGACUGGUUAAGGAUGAUUCAGAAAGUUUCUGUUCAAAUCCCUCACGCCAAACUGAGCUUUCCGCCAGAAUGCCUGCAUUGAUGAGCAUUGUGAAUUGUCCAAUGGUGUAAUGUGAGAUGCUGUAGCAUGGUACUGUUGCUCUAUUGCCUACUGAUUACUGAUUUCAGUCGAGCUUGAGGAUGUUCUUGCAUUCAAACUGUGAUGUCCAACCCAAUAAUGUUUUCUGACCGCACAGCGGUGGUACUGUGGGAAAAUUCGCCGUUUGUGUCAGUCUUCCAACUUACACGUUUGUCUUUUUCCUCAUUCCUUUUUCUUGUUUUAUUUAUUUAUUGUUUUUGAGAGGAAGAAAAAAAAAGUUAAAGAACUACCUGAUUUAAUUGAAUGGGCUUUUUAGACUGCUGACCAUUUAGUUUUUUUGGUGUU
Sinocyclocheilus anshuiensis is the source of this 4590-nucleotide messenger RNA. Its product is annotated as RAC-gamma serine/threonine-protein kinase-like. Bases 550 to 1968 code for a protein of 472 amino acids. The transcript has 16 exons. The record is from RefSeq and is a predicted model, not a curated record. Gene Ontology annotation, biological process: protein phosphorylation. Gene Ontology annotation, molecular function: ATP binding; protein serine/threonine kinase activity. Lineage: Eukaryota; Metazoa; Chordata; Actinopteri; Cypriniformes; Cyprinidae.